Messenger RNA from Drosophila busckii, 1593 nucleotides. It is a transcript of the gene comm, whose product is annotated as protein commissureless 1. NCBI's taxonomy places the organism in Eukaryota, Metazoa, Arthropoda, Insecta, Diptera, Drosophilidae. The record is from RefSeq and is a predicted model, not a curated record. Gene Ontology annotation, biological process: axon guidance.
AUCAAAGUGAACAGACGCAUUGCGCGCUGCGUUGAAAAACUGCAAACUAAACGAACGAGAACGAACUGAACUGUUCAGAAAUUCAAACACACACGCGACCAAUGAUUAAAUAUAGAGAGUAGUGCGUUUUGUUUACGUGUCGUGACGCGUGUGCCAAUAACAACAAAAAUAACAAAAACAAAACAUAAAGUUAAAGUGCUAAAACCCAAAUAAUCUAAACAAAAUGUCGCUGACCACGGAUUAUCCGGAGACUACGACCAGCGCUCCGGAGCUGUAUGCAGAGUUUAUAGCGGCGCCAGCGAGCAGCAUGAGUCCCGCUGCCAUAGCGGAGCACAUGCAGCAGAAUCAAAUCACAUUCGAGAUUCCCAGCGCACACGAUUUGCGGCACAUUGAUGCGCUGCAUUCGUUCAACGCGCUGCUGCAGCGCAUUGGCAGCGCUGCCGCGCCAGCUGCCUCGGCCAGCAUCAGCACCGAACAGUUGUCCAACUCGGUGGUGCUGGAUCUGGCGGAUUUGCGCGAUGAGGCGGCAACGGAUGCGAACGCCGCCUCGAGUUGGGAGCAAAUCUUUGGCGAUGCGGAUAUGCAUGCGAUCAUUAACUAUUUGUGGAUUGGUGUCGUCACAUCGCUGGUGGUGCUGUCGCUUGUCUUCAUACUCUUCAGCUGCUACUUCUAUCGCAAGUUUCGCACAUGGAAAAAAUGCAACAAGGAUAUACGCGCUCAGCUGCCCCACCACGAUUCGUACUCCUCGCAUGGCGCCAGUCAACACCUGAUUAGCUGCGAUGCCAGCCGCUUGCUGCAGCAGCUGCCACCAAAUGCGGCUGCAGCUGCAGCUGGAGCUGGUGGAGAAGCCGCCUUUUAUCAAAUUGAAUCGCCGCCCUGUUACACAAUUGCCACGGGCCUGCCAAGCUACGAUGAGGCGCUGCAUCAUCAGCCGCGUCAUUUUGCCUACGGCAUGAAGUUUGUAUAUCCAAGCCUGGCGGCCGUGCAUCACCAUCAUCAUCAUCAGCAUCGCCACCGCGCCUGCAUUAGCAGCUGGGAGAAGGACGAAUUGCAGCAGCAAACGAAUAAGCUGCAAAAGUGCAAACUGUCAGCGACACUGACUACAGCCCCAGCCGCAGCUUUGACUGCAGACCAGACGGACAAAGCCUUGCCAGCCAUUUGCAUUAACAUGCCGGAUGAGCAGCACGAGGAGCCUGAGGAGCGGCGGCAUGUGUCGACAGAAGCUGCACAAAGUUUGUUGCCAGCGGCAGCUGCCGACGAUGAUUGCGCCUCAUUGGUUGUUGUUGUUGCCGCGUGAUUGCCCAGCCACUAAACUGGUAGCAGAGAUGGGAGCAGCUAGAUGCUGGUUACAUGCUUAGUCACUUGUAAAUAAAUAGUUGCAUCAUCGGCUGCCCACACACUGCUGGGUGAUGAUUUGGUUUCGUUUUUAGUUAGUUCAACAUUUGUUAUAUAUAUCGCGUAUUAUGCAAGACUGAGUAUUAUUUAUUAUAUAUGUGUAAAAAGUAGUCUAAGCCUAAAUGUUAAUAAUCAAGAAGAAGAAAACUAUGCAUAAAAAAAAACAAACAUGCAACAAAAUUAAACAUACACAACUAU